Molecule: messenger RNA, 4435 nt
Organism: Castor canadensis (American beaver)
Lineage: Eukaryota; Metazoa; Chordata; Mammalia; Rodentia; Castoridae
Gene: Luc7l2
Product: LUC7 like 2, pre-mRNA splicing factor
Biological process (GO): mRNA splice site recognition
Cellular component (GO): U1 snRNP
Molecular function (GO): mRNA binding
Source: RefSeq, a predicted model, not a curated record
UCUUCAAAGCGUCAUGAAAGUGCCCACGUCUCUUCUGUAAGGCAGCAGGCAAGGGCUCUGGCCUGGGUGUCGCCCGUUAGCUCCCCCUGCCCUUCCCAGAGAUGAAGGUUUUAGGGUUACCUCCGCCAGCCUUGGGGUUUAGCCCCAGUGAGGGGAGUGGCGGUAGCCGGGGCAUUUCCCGCGACCUGCCGCCCACGCGCUGCUCUGGGAACGAAUGCAGAUGGGGACUAACAGCUUCCCGCCGUCCCAGUAGGUAACCAAGAACCACCAUGGGUUAGGCCUGCUUUCUACUGUGCUCAUCUCAGGUGUCACUGCCUGCACUUGACACAUCCCAGGUCGGGCACAGAUGCGGGAGUGGCCCGGCGUCCGCAGCCCUGGGUCCCGUGCAGAGCCAGGCAGCAGGAUGGAAAAGGCUGCGAGUCCUCGGAUCCGGCUGCGCCCAGAAACAAGUUUGCUGGUCAGCGCGGAUAAUACGCGCACGCCAGCUCCAUCGGCACUGGGCUCUACUUACUUCGACUCGGGCUAACCUCAGGCAUUCUGCUAAUUAGGGUCUGGCCUGCCGUCACAGCAACGCCGCGUGGCCUCGGCCACCCAGCAGCCGUGAGCGUGGGGUUUAGUGCUUCGGGGCAGUUCCGGCUCGAGAGUUGGUGAAAGACUUAGGUUCUCGCGAGAUCUGGGAGGGAGCAGCGCGCGUGCACGCGCCCGAGAGCCGUUAGGGUGGAACCCCCUCCUGGGCGGGGCGGGCGGAGCGAAGACAGUUGGACGCCCGUUGGUGGAGUCCCGCGGGAAACGACUCAGCGCGACCAGCGUGCGCGCCCCCGUCGCGGCGACGGUGGCGGCGAGCGGCGUCAGAGCUUGGAGGGGGGGGCUGACGGCUUCUGGCGGGUGGCAGUGUUGGAGGAAAGAGCUUGCUUUGCUCGUGUCGCUUCUGUCCCAGGAACCAGACGGAGAGUGAGGGCACGAGGGUCGCUUUCACGGGGCUGCUAUCUUCCACGUACACGUCGUCGUGAGGAGCGCAGCCCGGACUCUCCCGCGAGCCCUCCGGCUCCCCUUCAGCACGCCUCGAGGCGGCGGCGGCCACCGAGACCGCAUCGCACCUCCCCCCACCCCUUCCCCUCACUCCCCCGCCCGAAAGGGCCCGGUCUGCGCCCCACCCCCGCCCGUCCGCCCGCUACGCCGCCGCCAUGUCGGCGCAGGCCCAGAUGCGCGCGAUGCUGGACCAGUUGAUGGGCACCUCCCGGGACGGGCCCUGGUGGUGGCAACCGCCUGUGUGCCACUGAAAAUCGUGCCGAUGCCUGGCAUACUGCAUAAAUGGAAGCAGGGUACCGCGUGAGUUGAAACAUUGGUCACACUAUAUAAAGUUUGUACACGUGAAUCAGUGUCACUCAUACCCAUGUAACUGGGGGUCUGACUGGAUUUGGAUUUUUCUGAUAAGGCAUCAUGGGCUAAGGAAAAGAGCACUGGGCUGAGAUUCAGGAGACCUGGUCUCUAAUUAUUACCUUGGGAGAUACUACUCGUCAACGAAUCAAAUUCAGUGAUGACAGAGUAUGCAAGAGUCACCUUCUCAACUGUUGCCCCCAUGAUGUCCUUUCUGGAACUAGAAUGGAUCUUGGAGAAUGUCUGAAAGUCCAUGACCUGGCCUUAAGAGCAGAUUAUGAAAUUGCAUCCAAAGAGCAGGAUUUUUUCUUUGAACUUGAUGCCAUGGAUCAUCUGCAGUCAUUCAUUGCAGAUUGUGAUCGAAGAACAGAAGUGGCUAAGAAAAGACUGGCAGAAACCCAAGAAGAAAUUAGUGCUGAAGUGGCAGCAAAAGCAGAACGUGUUCAUGAGUUAAAUGAAGAAAUUGGAAAAUUGUUAGCCAAGGUGGAACAACUAGGAGCUGAAGGGAAUGUAGAAGAAUCUCAGAAAGUAAUGGACGAAGUAGAGAAAGCACGGGCAAAGAAAAGAGAAGCAGAGGAAGUUUAUCGGAAUUCUAUGCCAGCUUCCAGUUUCCAACAGCAGAAACUUCGAGUCUGUGAAGUCUGCUCUGCCUAUUUAGGUCUUCAUGACAAUGACAGACGAUUGGCUGAUCAUUUUGGGGGGAAACUGCACCUGGGAUUUAUUGAAAUAAGAGAGAAGCUUGAAGAAUUAAAGAGAGUUGUAGCUGAGAAGCAGGAGAAAAGAAACCAGGAACGCCUGAAACGAAGAGAAGAACGAGAGAGAGAAGAACGGGAGAAGCUAAGAAGGUCCCGAUCACAUAGCAAGAAUCCCAAAAGAUCCAGGUCUAGAGAGCAUCGCAGACAUCGGUCUCGCUCCGUGUCACGAGAACGCAAGAGGAGGACUCGAUCCAAGUCUCGGGAGAAACGCCAUCGCCACAGGUCCCGCUCCAGCAGCCGCAGCCGCAGCCGCAGCCACCAGAGAAGUCGGCAUAGUUCUAGAGAUAGGAGCAGAGAGCGAUCCAAGAGGAGAUCCUCAAAAGAAAGAUUCAGAGACCAAGACUUAGCAUCACGUGACAGAGACAGGAGUUCAAGAGACAGAUCACCUCGUGACCGAGAUCGAAAAGAUAAGAAGCGGUCCUAUGAGAGUGCUAAUGGCAGAUCAGAAGACAGGAGGAGCUCUGAAGAGCGGGAAGCAGGGGAGAUCUAAUUAGCUGUGUAUAUAUCUUCAAUCCUAAACUUCCUAUGGAGUUACAUGCUUUGUUUAGUUUACAGCUGUUGAGGGUGACAGUGAGCAGUUCCAGACACCGUUCCAGCCAGGCUAGGUGUGCAGUGUCUAACUUGAUCUGAACUGAACCCGUUUUCCUUGGUGAAGCCUAAAACUACAUCCAUAGUUUCUGGUGAGCCUGUAAUACAGUUCUGAAAGUACAGUUUAUAUAAUAACAUGCUGAUCUCUUUAUUCUUUCAAGUAGAAGUGAUAGUGAAUGAAUUGUGUUACUUGCCUUGGGAUUUUUGGACAUUUGUAAAAUGCUGUCUUCCUUUCUUCUCCAAACAGCAGUGGCUUUGGGAAUUCUUUUAAUUCUUCCUCUGACUUUUGUAUCCCCUAAUACCUGCACCCUCCAACUGUAAGAGAAAGGGGGGGAGGGGUAGGGAAGCAAUAUUAUUUCUGUUCUAAGGUUCUAUUCCCAUUAUUAAUUACUAGUUGAUUAUAAUUCAGAACAUUUAUACUGGGAUGUGUGCUGGAGAAACAAAAUACAGGGAGUUUUGUUUGUUUGAUGGUGCCCAUUUAGAUUUGGAAGUUGAACAGCUGUUGUAUUACAUACUUUUGCUUUUUUUUUAAUUGAAAUUUUAAAAUCAGACCUGUCUUGAUUUUUCUGUUCCAUUAAACUGCUAUGUUCAGGAUGUUCUGAUGGGGGGAGCGGGUAGGGACUCUUUCAUAAUAAGCACUUGUUUUAUUUUGUGUGUGUGGAGUAUAAAGACUACACCUUUAUUGUAAAAAAAAAUAAUAAUAAAAUGAAAGAAACAAUCACCACCACCAUUAUUAAACUGUACCUUGUCUAGUAAAUUGCCACUUAAACUAUCUGUUGUGGGUAUUUCCUCGAUUCUGUCGCAUUCUUAACAGUGCCUUACAGUGUAAGGCACCAAAAGAAGUAAAUACAUACUCUCAGAUUCCAGGUGGACUGCUGCUCCACCUGGGUCCCUUGCUGACUAUACUCCACUACUUCAGGGCUGUCUUUAACAGCCACUGUAGAGGAUUGGACCUGAAGAAGUUGGGGAUUUCUUUUGUACUCUUUAUUCAACAAGCAUGAAUAAAAACUAUGUAACCAAUAUAGUGAAGCCAACAGUUCUGCAUUAAAGAGCUGCUAUAUAGACUACAUACACUAUAAAUAUAGUAGUUGACAGGUGUCACUUAAAAUUUUACAAAACCUAAUGAGCAAAACUCUAUUAAGUAGUGAAAUUAGAGGGUAUAAUCAACCACAUUUACCUUUCAAGAACUAUUUCUUAGCUGGGCGUGGUGGCUUAUGCUAAUAAUCCCAACACUCGGGAGGUUGAGGCAAUAGGAUCACAAGUUCUAGGCCAGCCUGGGCUACAUAGUGAGACCUGUCUCAAAGUAUUCUUUCUUUGGUUUCUAACUAACAAAUUUGAUGUGAGAGAAUAGGAAACCACUACUCUAAGCAGUACCAGAUUGUUCUGUACGCUAGAAAAGGACGCUCAAAACUGAGCAGUGUCACAGUACAUGGUUCUUCACACAAAUGAUCUCAUUUUAAAAAUCCCUUCAGAACAGUUAUGUUGCUUGGAUACUUCUAGGAUUUAGACACUGAGAUAAGCAAGUUACUUUAAGUAAUCACCCUUGUAUCUCAAAGUUGAUUUAAAAUACAGGUAGCCUUUUUCCCUCCCUUCCUAGUGGCAGUAUGGUCUCUUUUAGGCAGAAUUCUCAAAAAUGUGUUUCUGAAGUUUGUGAUGUGGUUCAGUGGUAGAGAUAUUGCCUAGCAUGACAGAGACUGGGUUCUGUCCCCAGCAUU